GGUCGUCGUUGGAUUGUCGCGAUUAAUCCAAACAUCAUCUAACGACGGACGAAAACAUCCAGACAGAACCAACGGUCCUGGCCACGUUAACCUCUCUACACGCAGCUAACACAGCGCAAAUACUUUGCUGUACAAGUCAUUCGGAAAAUAUCUGUACCCGCUCAAGGCACAUAUACACAUACACAUACACGCACUCAUAAUAAACCUAUCAUGACAAUCUUACCGAAAUCCGACACACGAUAAGGAGUUGAAGAACCAAGCAGGUCUUUCGACGUCGAGGGGGACCAAGCACGAAGACGAGGGCUUCGCGUCCCUCGGGAAGCGGGUGUGAUGCACGUCGAGGCAGCGUCGAGGACGACCCUCGCGACGUCGGUGUGACGUGCAGUCCCUGUUUGCCUCUCCCCCUUCCCUCACCCGUCGCCGCUUCCGACGAAGCCCCGGUCCGUUCUUUAGGUGAUGGGGAGACGGUGGGCGUACUGGGUGUGGCUCGUGAUAAGAACAUGGGCGUGGUGGGUGAUAAUGUGCGGGCGGGCCGGUGCUGAUAGCUCACCCUUCCCGGGGCGACCCACUCCGGGCACCGUCCCUGCAGCUGCGGCCGUCGCAAAGGCAAAGGCAGCGGUUGAUACGUUAGCCAACAACAACGUGAGACCCAACGUCGUCGCGGAGGUUCCUGGCAUCGAUGUCGGUCCGCUCGUGGCAGUGACCGUAGCCCUGGGAGACACGGCCAGGCUCCAUUGCAGACAUCCACAGCCUCUCAAUGACACGCUGAAUCUUGUGCUCUGGUAUCUCAACCACACAUCCCGGCCCUUCUUGAGCUACGACGCGCGCGCGGGGAAAGACCACCGCUUCCCCGCCCUUUUCAACGGAAGUGGAGGAGGAGGCGGCGAAGGAGGGCGAGAGGGAGAGGACCUCGCCAGCAACAGGAUGAGGCUGGAAGAAGGAGGGACGUCGCUAGUGGUGGAGGACGUGCACAAGGAGGACGUGGCGGAGUACCGGUGCCGAGUCCACUUCCGCCUCUCGCCCACAUGGACGCAGAGGCUCCUGCUCACCGUGCCAGAAUUUGUAAGUGGACUGGUUCUAGUCGACCUCUCCGGCCAAGUGGUAACUGGAGGACGAGUAGGACCUCUGUCUGAGGGCGACCUCCUCACACUCACCUGCAAAGCCCUGCAUGGCGCAGCCAAAGUGGAGAGUCUCCAGUGGAUCUUGGGUGGAGUGGAGGUGGACUCGACGUGGAGGCGUGUGGGCGAGGGCAUCUCUACGAACGUCCUAGACUUAGGCGGCCUGGACCAGAGGCACCACAACGCCCGCCUUACCUGUCGCCUCACCACCAGCGACCCCGCCCACGCCCAUGUCCUCGCCAACAUCACGGACGUCUCCACAAUCAUCACCAUGUUCCAUGUUCCCGAGGCGACGAUCGUUGUGGACGGAGGCCGGGAGGAAGAGGGAGGUCACGAGGUCACGGAGGGAGACGGGGUCACCUUCAAGUGCGUUGUCUCGGCCGACCCUCCUGCUUACAAUAUCACUUGGCUCCAUAAUGGCCGCGUGGUCACCGCUGGGGGCCGACGGUGGCAGCCUGACAACAGCACCCUGUCCGUCACCCCCGUCACCAAGGAGGACGCCGGCCUGUACACCUGCCUGGCGUCCAACUCGGAGGGUGACGGCCACUCCAACGCCGUGCUGCUGCGAGUGGCCCACAGACCGCAGUGCUCGGAGCGGACGGAGCGCCACCUGGUUGUCGCUACCAACACCUCGGUGACCCUGAGCUGCCAGAUGGAGUCCUUGCCCGAGAACGUGAGCUUCACCUGGACCAUGGCGCCGUCACUCCUCGAUCCCGCCCACGAGAAGGAUAUGGUGGGCGUGCGGGGCGGAAUCAUCACCGGCGACGCCCCUCCGCCGCACCACCCCGGGCUCAUUGACCUCACCCCUGGCCAUCCCCCUCCCUCCGACCCCGCCCGCCCUUGGUUGACGCCCCCCUCGCCGCGCCCUUGGGAUCCCGAGGGCCGCGGCGGGGCGUGGGAGGCCUCGGCGGAGGACCUGGUGGGCGACGGGAACGUCCUCCUCAAGCAUCGGACGGACCCUACGAGUCCCACUCGAUCCACCGUCACCUUCAAGCCUUCCGCGCCCGUGCAGGUCUUUUGCUACGCGCGCAACCGCGUCGGCCGAACGCGCGUUCCGUGCAGCUACACACUCACCCUCGUCGAUCCUCCACAACCGCUGAAGAAGUGUAACGUGACGUUGGCAGCACAGACGCGCCUUGAGGUGAGAUGUGAAGAUGACAUGAAAGCUCCUGAGGGAAAUAAACAACGCCAGGACACUCCUCAGGUUCAUCAUUCCCCGGGAAUAAGUUUUGUCAGGUCAUCUGAGGUCAGAACGAGCGCUAACCUUGAGGUGUGGUCGAGCGGGACCCUGGUGGCCAAUGUGAGCGAGGACCGGCCUGUCUUCGUGGUGGAAGGCCUUCCUCCUGCGUCGUCCCUCAAGCUGGCCAUGUACGCCGUCACGCCCCACGCCCGCUCCAAGCCCCUGUUCCUGCACGCCCGUACUCUUCCGCGGCCGACGGUCAGGCCUGUUGAAAUCUCCACCAAGGACCUGGAUGACGACGACGACUUCCUGGCGGAGGAGGAAGGCUUCUGGAUAGGCGUGGGCGGGACGGUGGGCGGCCUCGCGGGCGGGCUAGGGGUGCUCCUGAUUCUAGGGACGCUGAUUGUUGUGGCGAUUCAGUCUCGUCUGCGGAGGCAGGGGGCGCAGGGGGGCGAGGACCCCUUGCCCCAGCACCCUCUAGACGCCCAUUCGGUGGCCUCCAGCGCGCACCUCGAGUCGCACACGCCCAUGGAUACUCGACCUUCAGUUUACUGCGUGGGGAGCAGCGGGGAGGCGGGGGAGACGCCGUGGCUGGAGACGUCUAUCACCCCCCUCGUUGCUCCGAAUACCCUUCUCACUCCACCGACUCCUCAGGCGCCAUCGGUGAUAGCAGAGGAUGUGGGCCCGAGUGAGGUCAACUGAAGGGAAGGUCAAAAGACAGAGGUUGGAAAUGGGAGAAAGGUGA
Messenger RNA from Penaeus monodon (black tiger shrimp), 3043 nucleotides. RefSeq lists its product as uncharacterized. Bases 457 to 3000 code for a protein of 847 amino acids. Lineage: Eukaryota; Metazoa; Arthropoda; Malacostraca; Decapoda; Penaeidae. The record is from RefSeq and is a predicted model, not a curated record. The transcript is spliced from 13 exons.